This is a messenger RNA of Solanum stenotomum, 867 nucleotides long. RefSeq lists its product as uncharacterized. The transcript has 2 exons. The coding region runs from base 1 to 858 and encodes 285 amino acids. Gene Ontology annotation, molecular function: DNA binding. The record is from RefSeq and is a predicted model, not a curated record. Lineage: Eukaryota; Viridiplantae; Streptophyta; Magnoliopsida; Solanales; Solanaceae.
AUGGAGGACGAUGAUUUCCAAAAUAUUACUACUAUUCUCAUUCCUUUAUUUCUAAUGUCUCUGCCAUUUUCGGAAGACAGUGUUAUUGAUGCCCAACCAAUUAGCUAUUCUCUUCCUCAUCACUACUCGUCUUCUAAUACUACUUUGUCACUCUUUCCCCAAGUUUCUGAAAAUCUUGCUGCUUCCAAACCAAUUACUACUACUGUUGAUUUCUCUUCCAUAGACGGUGGCAAGGACAAUCCUAAUUCACCUUUUUUGACUCUCUUUACACGAGUUUAUGAAAACUCAAAACCAAUUGCAAACAAUACUCCCCCUCCUCCUACUCCGCCAUCCACUGAUCUCUGUUUUUCUCUACCAUCCCUACCCAACACCUCUUCGACUGCCCAAUCUUCCAUUAGUAGUCAACAUUCUUCUGUUUUUGCUUCAUCAAGUCAGGAGGUAAAUGCAUUGGGUAAUUGUGCUCUUAAAAGAUCGUUGUUCCAGGAAUUGGGAGAGGAAGGUCACUGGAUAACAAAGAAGCUAACUAAAAGUGAUGUGAAUGGAGCUUCAAGGCUAUUACUAUCUCAACAAGACGUGAAUAAUUACCUACUACCCUUUAUGAACGAGGAAGAACAGAGCAUAAUUUGUCAACAAUUGUGUGGAGUUGAUGUUACCGUAUUUGAUAUAGAUACACAAACAAGCCAUAUUUUGACUCUCAAGAAAUGGUCAACUAAUAGCUUUCACCUUGUCAAAGCAUGGACAAAAGAUUUUGUCAAAAGGAGGAAUCUGAAAGAAAAUGAUGUCAUCUCGAUAUGUUGGGAGAAAACCAAUUCAAGAUUUUGCUUUCGAGUUGACACGAGGAAUCAACUAAAUCUUUAACAUUUUUAU